GCGGGACUAUGUAGGCCGUUGGCCCGAUGCUCCCUCUCUCUUUGCUGGUCCAGCGAGAUCCUUUCGGUACAUCGAGGAUGGGGUGCGUUCAGAGCAGCGCUGGCUGUAACCGCUGCCCUGCCUGUAAAUUCAAGGUUUCAGUGACCGACCUGCACGCUUCUAUUGACACCACGCCGACGAUCAUAGAGGAGUACUCGGACGUUGUGUUAAAGUACCGCACGCCUUACUUCAGGGCGUCCGCUAAGGUAACGGUGCCGCCGAUCCGCCGGGCGGGGAGAUGGGCCGUGGGGUGGAUACAGGCCUGUACGCACAUGGAAUUCUUCAACACGUACGGAAACAUGGGCACUUCCAGUUGGGAGAUACCAUCUCUGAAGACAGGGGAGUACAAGAUGAUCAGUGAUUCUGACGGCGUGCUGUACCCGUGGUACGGCGCUACCACGGAGGUGGCGGUAGUGGAAGGUCCCACGCACAGCCCUCUGAAGGUAGAACUCAGCAUGAACGACAAUUUCUACCCCUCCGUGACGUGGGACACCCCCGUUAGCAGUGGAAACUUCCCACACUUGACCCGGAUAACACGUGACCAGGGCUUCACCACUUGGUUGGCCGUUAUGAACCUGGACUCCGGGGAAGUGCGCCCGCUUAGGACUAUCAAGUGGAGAAUGAGGCUGCAGAUCGAGGUGGAACCGCUAGAGGACGCAGGCAAGCGGGCCCGUCUGGUCGGCACGGGGAAACAAGAACAGCCGUACAUUCUGACAAACAACCAGCCGAUCCCGGAGACGGCGCUGAGGAAACCGAACGCGAACGAUGCGCAGAUGCUGGUGUGGAGGCCGCAGAAGGGCCCGCCGGUGGUCGUCGUGCCGCCCAAGGCGCAGCGAUGACGCCAGCUGUUCGGCCAUGCCGGUCUAGCCGCUGCCAGGGCCCGCAACAAGUUACCUGUCCCGCCCACUCUCGAGUCCAUUGUCGAAGAUUCGGAAGAAAAUAUCGAUCAGGAAACUGAUUUGUGAUAUCGGCUACGUCUAAAAAAAGCGUUCAGUUACGGACUAUGCAAAUUGUCAUAUCCCCAAGAACAAGCGCAAAACCACAUUUCAGUCCUUCUUAGCGGCAAUUCGGUUGUCUCUAUGUAGUAAAGCACCUUACAGUUGGGUCAAAUCAAAACAAAUGGAGGGGUGGGGCGAAAUAAAAGGGUGCGAAAUCAGUACCCCAUGUGUAUUGACCGGAGGCAGCAGGCAUUGUGGGAAAUAUCAACAUCUUUCGUUCCGAACUAAUGAACCGGCAUGGCCAGAACAAACAUGGCGGACGUCUCAAGCAGAGGCUGCCAUCUUGAAUUCACUAAAUGGAUCGUGCUAGCAUGGCCAUAUAUUGUACAUUCGUACACUCUUAGGAGUGUUACUCGAAAAGAAUACUGAUUUUAUGAAGAAUGUACAAAUACUCUGAAUGGUGUGCGAAUAUGAAUUAUCAGUGUUAAGUAUUAUAUGCAACAAACCUCGGCGAGGGAUAAUUAUUUAUAUUAGUUGCAAUUAUUGAUGCGAUGUCUGGGAUACUAGUAUUGGAUUUCAUGUGGAAAGACAGGCGCCAUUUGCAAAUUGUGGUGUUUCUGCCGUACACAACAGUUGAAGAAGAAAAAAGCAAGAGUCAUCCAAAUUUGUCAUUUCUCAGGUUCCAGUGCAUUCGUCAGAAUACGCAGUAAAUGGGGUGAAUGCAAUCUGAGAAAUAAUGCUGUCUUCUUGCCCAAUAACGGACAUCACAUAUUUUCAUGUGCCCCAAUGACUUGCCUUACUUGUACAGACGUGAAUCUUGACAUCAUUAGUGCACAGUAUGUGACAAUGCCUUGUGCACAGUUACAUUGUUCACCAUUUCAGGCUCAGACUACGUUAUUGUGAUUGUCAUGGACAAUAAGUUGGAAGUGUGUCGCCCAUAGAACAGAUCACAGGAUGUGACAUUCUGCCUGUGCCAAAUGCAGUACGUGUAUGUACCUAAGCGUCCUCAGGGCAAUUUAACUAUCAGAGGAUGUUUCUCGAAAGAUUGACGUAUCUACAGUGUCCAUUUCUGUUAGCCUGCAUCAAAUGGAACUAAAGAAUGGGCCAAUACUCCUACUCAUUAGAUUUCAUCUCGAUCAAUUACCAUCUCCUCUGGCACAUAACGAAUCAUCCCCACAUCGCUAUGUCCUCUGGCACUUAACAACGAAUUACCCCUUAGUACAGUCUGAUAACACACAAACGACGUGUUCUUGGCAGAAUUACGGGUCUGCAUGUAACCAUAACUGUUACAAAUGUUACAUGAGAAAGGUCCACCGUACUUCCAUUUUACUGAACAAUCAAUGUUGUUUUCAGGCAUGGGUCGUCCACAGUUAGCGGCGCCAUAUUUUUGUCAUUACUACCCGAGUUUGAACAUCAACGAAUAACGAUUGGAACAAGGAGCGAGAUGAAAAUGUCAUUGAAAUUGACUUCAAAGAAAUACCGUUGCGAUGAGUCCAUAUGGCUCAUAUGUUUUAUGGUUGCGUUUGUCUAUAUUCAAAUAUGCAACUUGUAUAGACAGUUUGGCUCAUUCUAACGAUAACGCUAUAAGUUUUUGUUCAAAAUAAUCUAGAUUCUCCUGAAUCAUAACAUGACAAAGUAUUUAUUUAUUUUAUAAAUGUGCAUUCAUCGUGGGUUGGUAUUGGAUGUGUAAACAUUUGCAUCUUAUUUUGUACCUACCCACUGCAAUAUUACCAUGACAAAUGUGCUUGUAAUGUUCUUUAUUUAUUUAACUUAUUAUUUUAGAUUGAAAAAGCUGUUCAAACGGUCGCUUUAUGCCUGUGCAAUAACAUACCAUGUGCUGUUGAAAAUAAGGUCUUAUUAAGCCAGAUUCGU
Molecule: messenger RNA, 2849 nt
Organism: Branchiostoma belcheri (Belcher's lancelet)
Lineage: Eukaryota; Metazoa; Chordata; Leptocardii; Amphioxiformes; Branchiostomatidae
Product: protein FAM78B-like
Exons: 2
Coding region: 27-878 (283 amino acids)
Source: RefSeq, a predicted model, not a curated record